AUGCCUCAUGGGCUCCUUGCGACGACACAUCGCAUUAUGUGCAUAGCCAGAUUACACAUUGUAAUUGAACAUCGUGGCAAUAAGCGUGCUGAUAGAGGUCACGAAGGCUCCGGAAGAGGGCUAUACUGCGACGAUGACCCUGUGACGAGAGACAGACGUGCUGGGUUCGACAAUUAUGAAGAGCCAAGUUACCCGCCAAACAGGCGAAGCAACGAUUUCGACAGAAACGAGCGUGAUGGCGGCAGAGAAAAUUGGGGUUUUGCGGAUCGCAAACAAAAUGAUGACAGACGUUUUUCUCCGAAUGACAACCGCGGUAGUGGAUAUGGUGGCCGCGGCAGAGGAGGUAGUAAUGCCUCAGGUGGAUAUAGUCAGGAAUAUCGUCGUCGUGAUGGUUUUGGAUCAUCUAAAGGCAAUUUUGACCAAGACGAUGAAGAUGGAGAACCUUUUGGUGGUUUUGGAGGUUACAGGAGAGAUGGUCAAAAAAGCACUGGAUUUGGUGACAGAGGGAGACCUCAACCACGUUCUUUCGACGAUCGCAGUGAUGAUUUUGAUAACCGUGGCAGGGACCGUGAUAGAGGAAAUGACCGAGGACGUUCUUUUGGAAACAGGAAGAGCGGCUUCGAUCGUGAAGACCAAGACGAGGACAGUGGUCGUUUCAGCAACCGUUUUAAAGAGAAUGAUGACAAUUUCGGUGGUAAUCGACGAGGUUCUCCUAAUCGCAGAGGUUUUGGAGAUAGGAACGACUCCGGCUCGUUUUCUGGAAGAGGAGGACGAUUCGGUGCGGGUGAAUCAGGCAGAGGAGGACGAUUCGGCGGAGACAGCUCAAACCGAGGUGGACGAUUCGGCAAGAGUGGUGGUU
Molecule: messenger RNA, 859 nt
Organism: Ostertagia ostertagi
Lineage: Eukaryota; Metazoa; Nematoda; Chromadorea; Rhabditida; Trichostrongylidae
Source: the annotation of a GenBank genome assembly